AUGUCUAUUAUGGUUAUGAGAGCUUCGACCAAUGAGACGAUGAUUCCUUUGGGGUCCUCCAUCAAUACGAGCACCACCAAGAGCUGGUUCUCCUCUUCGGGGCGCUUCGCAUUUGGUUUCUAUCCUGACGGUGAAGCCUUUGCAAUUGGGGUUCGGCUUGUAUCCGGUGAUACAAGUAUCAUAGCAUGGACUGCCAACCGAGAUGAUCCCCCAAUUUCUCUUGGUUCUAUUACAUUGGGAUACAGCGGUAUACUCCAGUGGUCCCGAACCCCAUUGACUCCAGGUACCCAACGGAAUCCCAUAUCUGACAGCUCUACACCGGCUACCUCUGCUGCCAUGCUGAACACCGGUAACUUUGUGUUGUAUGACAUGAACCGGACGAUUAUUUGGUCUACCUUUGAUUCUCCAACUGGUACUUUGUUGCCAGGCCAGAAUCUGCGUCCUGGUGCGCAGCUUUUUGCAAGUGUCUCCGGGAAUAACCGUGCUAGGGGGAAGUAUUACCUUAACAAUCAACUAGACGGCAAUCUUGUGCUCUACCCUGCUGGCACGAUUGACUCUGAUAGUGCAUAUUGGUCUACUGUCACUUCCAACAAGGGCCUCCUCCUCACGCUUUCUUUGGAUCCCAAUGGUACCCUAUGGAUGUUUGACCGGAAGACCUCCUAUACAAAGGCAUUAUUCCAGACCAAUCAAUCCCUUAGUGCCUCAACAGCUGUGGAAAAUUACUACCGGUUGACAUUUGAUGCCGAUGGCAUCUUACGACUCUACUCACAUGUUUUCCUUAGUCUAGGGAGUAAGCCUACAACUAAGGUUCAGUGGCAAGUGCCUGGAAGUGAUCGCUGCCUUGUAAAUGGUGUCUGUGGUCCGAAUAGCUUCUGUCAGCUCACCGUGACAGGAGAAACUAGCUGCACUUGCCUUCCCGGUUUUGAGUUCUUAAGCACUAACCAGAGCACACUUGGUUGCUGGAGAACAUUGCCGGACAGCGGUUGUGCGAAGAAUAGCAGCAGCUCCGAUGAGGGGACGAGAGUGAUGAGCACAAUGGUAGAAGUGAAGAAUACUACUUGGGCAGAGAAUGCGUAUGCUGUUCUACCAGAAACCGCAAGCAUUGAAGAUUGCAAGUUACAUUGCCUCUCUGAUUGUGCCUGCGAGAUUUCUAUGUUUAGUGACUCCUAUUGCUCAAAACUGAUGGUUCCAAUUAGGUAUGGCAGGAAUUCUGGUUCCAACAGCACACUAUUUGUGAAGGUCUACACCUACCAUGCCAUCCAAAAGAAUAAAAUUGCUGGAGCAGGUGCCAUGUUUAUCUCAGGUGUUUCCUUGGUCGUCCUCUCACUGGUUGUGCUCUCUGGAUCUGUGCUUCUUAUCUGCAGAUAUAAACCAUCUUUGAGGUACAUGAGGGCACCACAACUGGAGGAUUACAUGGUUGAUGGGGACAGCGUUGGCCUGCAAUCCUAUUCUUUUGGGGACAUAGAUGUGGCCACGAAUGGAUUUUCCCAAGUGCUUGGUAGGGGUGCUUACGGUACAGUGUUCAAGGGUGUCCUGGCCAACAUGAACAAGGAGAUUGCAGUGAAGAGGCUCGAGAAGAUGGCUGAAGAUGAGCAGAGAGAAUUUCAUAGGGAGGUGCGUGCAAUUGCAAGAACACACCACCGGAACCUGCUGCGCUUGCUUGGUUUCUGUAUUGAGGGCACGUGCCGCCUGCUUGUGUACGAGUAUAUGCCGAACGGAUCCCUUGCAAGCCUCCUUUUCAACUCAGAUGCACCGCCUAGCUGGAGCAAGAGGGUUGCGAUUGCACUAGAUGUUGCAAGGGGGCUGCAGUACCUGCAUGAAGAGAUACAGAACCCGAUAAUCCACUGCGACAUCAAGCCGGAAAACAUACUCAUCGACAGUUCAGGGAUAGCCAAGAUUGCUGACUUUGGGCUUGCAAAGCUACUGAUUGGGAACCAGAGCAACACACUCACCGGCGUCCGAGGCAUGAGAGGCUAUCUCGCACAAGAAUAG
Messenger RNA from Triticum aestivum (bread wheat), 1992 nucleotides. RefSeq names its product G-type lectin S-receptor-like serine/threonine-protein kinase LECRK4. The transcript has a single exon. Gene Ontology annotation, biological process: protein phosphorylation. Gene Ontology annotation, molecular function: ATP binding; protein kinase activity. The record is from RefSeq and is a predicted model, not a curated record. NCBI's taxonomy places the organism in Eukaryota, Viridiplantae, Streptophyta, Magnoliopsida, Poales, Poaceae. Bases 1 to 1992 code for a protein of 663 amino acids.